GAAUCUGAGUGUGAAUUUGAACAUUGGGGAGGGAGUAGGUGAGGCGAAGUAUAAGCACUGUGCUCUUCCUGUUUCCUAUGUUUUCCUGUAAUGUGCAAAGUAGAGUGUGGAGCACUAUAUCUCGCUUUUCCACUCUCCAGCAGAGAGAUGGGCAAACUGCCCCUGCAUCAGAUGCAUGCACACCUUAAUGGAGACACAAGUGCUCUAUCAUGGAUAAUAUGGGAAGCAUGUGGCGGGGGGGGGGAGGAAGCAUUUAUGUGUGCUGUCCCCCUUUCUUGCUAUAGUUUUCAAAGCCAAAGGCACUCUGAAUAAUCUCUAGCAUGGUGAUUAGUAGAUACAUUGGAUUUCUGCAUGGAAUUGGAGUAUAAAUCUUCCUCCUGCUUUUCAAAUGGACAGUCCUUGGGAAAAACCCUGCAGUUCAUGAGUAGCAAGGAGUAGUGGAAGGACAAAGAUUUCCCCACAGUUGAGGAUGUAGCAUGCCGACCCUUGCAAUGUUCUGUGAAGAGGUUGCAUCAUGCAGUGUUGGUAGAAUAGACAAGGAAACUGAAGGCAAGGAAAGUCCUGUCUCACAACUUGUGCACCCUGCUGAAUGUUCCACAUGACCCGGUGGCCCUAGAGGAACACUUUAGAGAUGAUGAUGAAGGACCUGUUUCCAACCAGGGUUAUAUGCCUUAUUUGAACAGAUUUAUUUUGGAAAAGGUUCAAGGAAACUUUGACAAAGUUGAAUUCAAUAAAAUGUGUUGGACUUUAUGUGCCAAAAAGAAUCUCAAGAAGAGUACUUUAUUCCUUUCUGAAGAUGAUGCUUUUAAAGUGUGGGUCAUCUUCAAUUUUCUAUCCGAGGACAAAUAUCCACUAGUUAUUGUACCAGAAGAGAUUGAAUACUUGCUUAAGAAGCUGACAGAAGCCAUGGGAUUAGGCUGGCAUCAAGAACAAUUUGAACAUUACAAGAUUGGUUUGGAUGCCGGUUGGGAAGGCCUUUCUGCCUGGGACUUGAUUUUGCUCAUUGGAAGUGGACAGUUUAGCAAAGGGAUGGACAGACAAACAGUAUCUAUGGCGGUUAAUGAAGUCUUCAAUGAGCUCAUAUUAGAUGUGUUGAAACAGGGUUAUAUGUGGAAAAAAGGCCACAAAAGGAAAAACUGGACAGAACGUUGGUUUGUGUUAAAACCCAAUAUUAUAUCAUACUACGUGAGUGAAGAUUUAAAAGACAAAAGAGGAGACAUUGCACUGGAUGCCAACUGUAGUGUAGAGGCUUUGCCUGACAAAGAUGGGAAAAAGUGUCUGUUUCUUAUAAAAAGCUUAGAAAAAUGUUUUGAGAUCAGUGCCUCUGAUAAAAAGAAGAAGCAGGAGUGGAUUCACGCUAUUCAGACAACUGUAAAUCUGCUGAGAUUAGGUAACCCGCCACUUCACAAGGAGGCACGCCAGAAGCGUAAAGAAUUACGUCAGAAGCUACAGGCUGAACAAGAGGAACUGGAGAGGCAAAUGAAAGAGCUCCAGGUGGCAAAUGAGAACAAGCAGAAAGAACUGGAGACUGUCCGAAUGCAACUUGAAGAAGCAGCAGCCCGAGCUUCUGAAGAGGAGAAAAAGCGUCUGCAGACUCAAAUGGAAUUACAAGAUCGAUUCAGUCUUGAGCUGGAGAGAGAAAAAAUGGUUAGACAGAAAAUGGAAGAGCAAGUUGCCCAGAAAUCCUCUGAGCUAGAACAGUAUUUUCAGAGAGUACAGGAACUUGAGGAAAUGUAUAAGCAGCUGCAGGAAGCCUUGGAAGAUGAGAAACAGGCACGUCAAGAUGAGGAGACUGUCAGGAGACUUCAGGGCAGGCUGCUGGAAGAAGAGUCAACCAAGAGAGCAGAGCUAGAGAAAUGGCACUUGGAGCAGCAACAGACCAUUCAGAUGACAGAAGCAGAGAAGCAGGAGUUGGAAAACCAGAGAAUAAUAAAGGAACGCGCUCUUCAAGUUGCUAUGCAACAGUUAGAACAACUGGAACUGGAGAGGAAGCAAGCACUUGAACAAUACCAGGAGGUGAAAAAGAAGUUGGAAGUAGCAGCAAGCAAUACUAAGAGUUGGAAAGAUAAAGUGGCUCAGCACGAGGGGUUAAUUCGAUUAAUUGAACCAGGUUCCAAGAACCCUCACUUGAUCACAAAUUGGGGACCAGCAGCCUUCACAGAAGCUGAACUUGAGCAAAGAGAGAAGAGCUGGAAGGGGAAAAGGACCACUUCUGAGCAAUGAGCAUGUCUGCAGUUCUCUCUGUGUGGGGUGGGGGUGGGGGUGGGGGAGAGCAAUCUAGUUGUUAAGUAAAUGAAUCUAAACCAGUUUAUUGCUUAAAGUGAGAGUUAGUUCAUCAGCAAGUUGAAUGUGACUAAAAUGAUAAGCUGUCGACUAAACAUUCAUUUUUAAUGGAUCCUCAUUCUCUUACAUAUAGGGAGUCUAAAUUAUGGCAGAAGUGGGGGUGUAUGCAUGUGGAAGAAAGCUAGAGGUCUACAAACUCUCUUUGGAAUGAAUUAUGCAAAACAAGAAAAUGCAAGUGUUUCAAUUUUGCAACUUAGAUUUGGAACUGGGUAAGCAAGCCACCUAAUGGUGCAUUAGGGAAAUGCUUGACUAACAAGCAGAAGGUUGCUGGUUCAAAUCCCCACUGGUACUUUAUCGGGCAGCAGCAAUUUAGGAAGAUGCUGAAAGGCAUAAUUUCAUACUGCAUGGGAGGAGGCAAUGGUAAACACCUCCUGUAUUCUACCAAAAGAAAACCACAGGUCUCUGUGGGCGUCAAGAGUCAAAAUCGACUUGACAGCACACUUUACCUUUAAGAUGAGGAGUGGAGCACAAAGGGACAUUAUGGAUCUUUUUAUAUAGGCAAUUAUUUGAAUCUAAGUUUAAUGUGGGUUACUGACAUUAGCAUGAUUCUGUGAACCCAAACCAAGGUGGUUUACGGCCCGAGAUGAAUCUGAGAUUCCCACUUUGGCAUGGGUUCAAGGUUAAAAAUAUAUUCAUGAAAUAUAUAGAAUAAAUAUAAUAUACAGCUUUCAUGGAAAAAUAAAUUAUACUAUGUUGAAUAAGAACCAGAAUGUGUAGCACCUAACAACGUUUUUGAAUUCUUCAUCAGUAUGAGUGACAUACAUAGAGAAAAAUUCAGUCAAGUCUCAAGAGAACAGAAGACAGUAACCUUAAAGGUUAUAUUAUAACUACAUAAUAUAAUCCUCUCUAAUAAAAGCCUUGGUGUCCGUCCGUGGACACCAAGGCGUGUGUCCGUGCCUCCCUUGGCCGUUUUUGGCAUGCGCAGAGCGCAUGCCCAGUACGGCCGAGGCAGAAACGGACACAGGGACCAGGCAGCCAUCUUGGUUGCUUUGCCCGGCUGCGGAAAGGCCAGAAGCGGCCGCCGCGAAGCCAGGGAAGAGACGGCGGGGGAAAUUGACCGAAGCAGCGGCAGAGCUGCCGCCUCGGCCAGAGGAGAGAGGCCAGAAGGGAGAGACGGAGACCGGCCCGGGGAGACGGAGGCCGGCACGGAGGCGACCGCAAAGGGCCCGGCCGGGCAGCGGAGGCCAGCAGCGGCCCGUCCGGAGACCGCCCGGCCGGUGACUGGGUCUCUGGAGAAAGGGCAGGGAGGGAGGGAAAGAUGGAGGAGGGAGCCCGCCGGGUGGGCGGGAAAGGAAGGCGAGCGGCGGAACUCUCCCCUACUAGCGCCCGUUAUUUAAACGGGCUUGAAAACACUUGUGUAAUAUAAAAGAUGAACAUCCCCAUAAAAUAAUUUGUAUCUUAAGAGCAAUCACCUUCAUUUACAACAAUAGAGACAGAAACAGGUCUUGCAUAAAGGUGGCCCUAAUAAUUUCAGCAACUGUAGAGCUAAGAUAAACCCCUAAUAUAAUUCAUAAAUCUUUCCUCCAUAAAUACCAAAAAGCAAAACAAAAAAAUUUACAAUUUAGUGAAAACAAAAAACAGCUCUCAAACUUACAAACAGAAGGUCUGAAAAUCAGUUACAACAGCUGUGUUUAAAUAGAUCAAGUGAUGGUUUUUCUUAAGGCAACUUUACAUAGACUAAGUACUGGUUUACAGCCCAAGAGAAAUCUGAGAUUCCCACAAUCAUAUUAAUGUCAGGAAACCACAUUAAACCUAGAUUCUAGCUAUUGUGUGAAUUAGGCCACAAUAUUAUUCUUGACCAACUGUAAACUUGGACUGUUUAUCACAUGUUUGAGGCAGUGAAAGAUUAUGUAAACAGUAGAGUGGUUAUCCUAUCUAGUCUGUAGAGUUCACAGUCCGAUGGAGAAACACAGGAGCCUAUGAAUGAUUCCAGAUAGCCAUUAAGACUGUGUUGAAAUGCCCUGGAAUUCCCAGUUCAUAUAGACUGAGAACCUCGGGAACAGCCUAAAAUCUGAAGUCAAAACUUCUGUCUUCACUGGUGUGAGUGAAUGUGGUUAGAGAAAAAGUAAAGAAAUGGUGAACUUUACAGGGAUUUAUUUAUCCCUUGACUGCACUAAAGCGGGACUUGGUCUGAUUUCUAAACGGUACCUACCUACGGGUGGCAGAGAACUUCGGUUAUCUGUAAUUUUGAGGAGUACAUAUUACCUCUUCAUUGGGGAACUUAAAAUUGUGCUACGAAUACUUAAAUCGGGCUUUCUAGAAAUAGAAAAUAACUUUUGUCAGAAUUCUGGCAGUGUGUACUUCUGAACUUUUCACUUAAAACACUUUCAAAUAAUUGGUUUUGAGACAUUAUUACAUAUCUCAUGGGAGAAGAAUGUGUUCAGUAUUCCUGCUGUAUGGUUUUUCUUGUAAAUUAAAAUUUUUUAAUUAUUGCUGAUUAGGCCAGUGGUGGGACAGGAUUCCCCCCCCCUUUUUUUAAGUGAAGGGAGUAUUUGAGGUUUUAUGCCUCAAGCAAACACCAUGAUAGUGUGCUAAAGUUUUCAAAUCAAGCAUUUUGCCUCAAACGAAUGUCUUUUUUAAAAAAGCAAAUCUGCUCUCUUUGUAAAUAUAUGCCUGCUUUUAUGCAAAUCUAUUGUCUAUUAUUUCAGACUCUUGGUACCCAAGGAACAGUUUUUUAAUAGAUUAAAAUUGGAACCAUGCUUCUCUCUGAACUCAGUCUGCCUCUGCUCCCAAAACAACACAGGCACAUACAUCAUCCUGUGCAGCUUCAGGAUAGUACAGAUGAUAUUGCCUCCCAGUUUUUACCCAGUGGGCAGAAAGGGCAGAAUAAGUGCCUGAGGUGGGGUGCCAAAUGAUGUCCCCUUCCCCCUGCAUCUGCAUCCUUGCCUGCUGCUGCUCGGAGGCAGGAGAAAGAGCUGUUCCUCCAUUGCAUGCUGGAUUUGAAAAAGAGGAGAGUAUGAGUGGAAGAGGAAAUGGAGAGGAGAAUUGCAGGCCAGUGUGUCCUUCUAGAUCAACGCUCUCCUCUCCGUCAUAUUUUCAUGUUCAAUCUGUGCCCCCUCCUUUUCACAGCCAACACACCCAGGUGGCAUUUUGUUCUGUUACUUACUGGUGGCAGUGCGGGAGGGAGAUGAGGAAACAGGCAGCAGUGCUGGCAAGAGCAAUGGCAGCUAGUGUGCUCCUGCCCUUGAUAAUCUGCCACCUCAGAUGACUGCUUAAGUUUGCUUUAACAUGAGGCUGGCUUGGUGGAUGAGACGUUCUGAGCAGUGGUGAUGCUUCAGGUAUUUCUCUCCCCUUGCUGUAGCAUGGGCUGUGUCAUGGUGCUGACACAGAUUCCCUUUCCCUUUCCUUUGGAAUGAUGUCACUGUUCAUAAUAUAUAUAUGACUGUUUUUUCUGGAGGGCCAGGAAUCAGUGCUGCAUGGGACCUCCUCAUUCUGGGACACAGUGGUAAAUGCAUCUAACAUGGCAGCUUUUCAGCCCCUCUCAGAGCACAUAGUUUGGAAUUCACUGCUGUAGACAGCUGGACUACUUUCCUUUAAAUAAAACAUAAAACAAGACUGUCUAAUUCUGAAUGUCUAAGCCAACCAGAUGCAUUCUGGUGUACAGCUACCUUUUCAUUUUCUUGCUGACCAACUGCUUCUUUAUUAACAAACUUGUACAGUUUCCUAUUACAAUCUGACUAGUAUUGCAGCUAAUACUUGCUAAAUUAUUUUGCAAGUAUGAAAAAUUAACCUUUUAGAUACUUAGAAUAUAGAAUAUUAUUACUGAAUUCCCUAUGCCUUAAUAUUACACCAACAAAACUUUACAACCUCAGAGUUGGUCAAUUCCGGAAACCAUAGGUGGAACCAAGCAGGUGCUGCUACUUGUCUCCUUCCUUCCAUUCAUUUCACUAGAGUGACUACAAAAAUAUCAUGCAAGCAGCUUUGAAUGAAUGGAGGAUGUGCCACAGCAAUGUUGGUUGAACAAUAUCUUGGCCUCUUCAAAUAAGAAGCAAACAAAAAUAGAAGAUCAAAAAUAGAAAAAAUAGUUCUGUGUGAUUAACUCAUUUUUUUUGCUAAUUGAAAAGGUUUUUAAAUGUUUCAACAGAUGUUUAUAUGCAUGGAUAUUAAUGACAUUCAGUUUCUCAGAUGUGUAGUUACUGUACAUAAUCACUGUUUCUGUUGCUGAUAUGUUCACAUUUGUAACUUGAGUUGUUACUUGUUACCAAUACUAGCAAUAAUUAUACUUUGACAACAUCUAAUGAGGGACAAGUUCAGAUUGUAUUUAUAAUGUUCAAAUACACCGUUUUCAGUUUGUAGUGUUAAGUUGUACUGGUUAAGCUAGUUUAAUAUUUUUCCUGACUACUGUAGCAUAUUGGACCAUUGUAAGGAAAUGUCAGUGAUGCCUGUUUUCAUAUGCUUUAUUAUCUAUUAAAAUACAAGAGAGCUUCUGUUCUUA
Hemicordylus capensis (graceful crag lizard) is the source of this 6778-nucleotide messenger RNA. It is a transcript of the gene SWAP70, whose product is annotated as switching B cell complex subunit SWAP70. The coding region runs from base 667 to 2223 and encodes 518 amino acids. The record is from RefSeq and is a predicted model, not a curated record. Gene Ontology annotation, cellular component: nucleus; cytoplasm. The transcript has 13 exons. Lineage: Eukaryota; Metazoa; Chordata; Lepidosauria; Squamata; Cordylidae.